Pieris brassicae (large cabbage white) is the source of this 4865-nucleotide messenger RNA. It is a transcript of the gene scny, whose product is annotated as ubiquitin carboxyl-terminal hydrolase 36. NCBI's taxonomy places the organism in Eukaryota, Metazoa, Arthropoda, Insecta, Lepidoptera, Pieridae. Gene Ontology annotation, molecular function: cysteine-type endopeptidase activity; cysteine-type deubiquitinase activity. The transcript has 11 exons. Gene Ontology annotation, cellular component: nucleus; cytosol. Gene Ontology annotation, biological process: regulation of apoptotic process; protein deubiquitination. The record is from RefSeq and is a predicted model, not a curated record. The coding region runs from base 218 to 2788 and encodes 856 amino acids.
CGUUUUUCCUUUUCCGUGUUGAAUGUGAUUGUGAUUUCUUGAAUCGUGAUAUGAUUUGUGAAAUGACGAUUUUAGAACAACUCACAUGCGUGUUGAAAUAGUUUUUCAGUUUUAAUGUAUUCGAGACAAAAUUAUUGGACUAGUAAGAAUAGUAGAAGCUAUGUGUCAAAUCGUAGUUUGAUUGUAAUUUAAAGGUAAAGUGAAUUUUGGAGGUAAAAUGCCCGCUUCCAUUUGUGACCCUGUAUCAAACGCAUUGCGUUUGUCUCUCACGGCUGAUGAAUCACAAACUUCAACAUUAUUGGAUAGCAGAUUAUAUUCAUCAGCCAAAAAUGUGCUUUUGUCGAAGAUAGAAUUUGAAGAAUCUGGUGAUUAUCAAAGCAACGUUCUUGAUGGACUUAAAUCAAAAUACGUGGUUAUUCGACCUAAAAAACCUGUCUUGGAGACAAAAAUCUUUAAAAAGGAUGUCACCACAAGCGGACAGAGUAAUGAUCACACGAAAAAUGGAGAUGAUGGGCUACCAAGACCCAAGAAGAUCUUGUUUCCUGUGGAAAAAGUACAAUUAGGCUGGCAAGGACCUUGGUCUGCAGGGUCAGGAAUGCAAAAUGUUGGCAACACAUGUUACCUUAACUCUACCCUUCAAGCACUCUUUCAUGUACCUGCUUUUGCCAACUGGCUUGUAUCAGAAUCUUCUCAUUCUGAAAAAUGUAAUCAACAAGAGGCUUGUGUCAUUUGUGGCAUGAGAGCAACAUUGAUGGCAACCCAAAAGAGUGGUGGCUCUCCAAUGAAACCAUGGCAAGUCUACUCAAAGUUGAGGCUCAUUUGUAGACACCUAACACCAGGACGGCAAGAAGAUGCUCAUGAGUUUUUAAGAUACCUUGUUGAAGCAAUGGAAAAAUGUUAUAUAUCAAAUUUUAUAAACUCAGACAAAUUGGAUCAAUAUAGUAAAGAGACUACUCCAUUAAAUCAAAUUCUCGGAGGGUAUUUAAGAUCAACUGUACGUUGUCUUGCUUGUCACCACUUAUCUACUACAUACCAGCAUUUUCAGGAUCUUCUAGUGGAUAUCAGGAAACAUUCAACAUUAGAUGAAGCAUUGGAUUCAUUCUUCUCAAGAGAAAGAUUGGAAGAUCUGGGUUAUAAAUGUGAAGCUUGUAAUAAAAAGGUAUCGGCAACAAAACAAUUCUUUGUUGAAAGAGCUCCAAUGGUUCUAUGUAUUGCAUUGAAACGGUUCUCACUUGCUGGAGGGAAGUUAUCAAAACACGUACAAUUUAGAAAGAAAAUUACACUUUCCAAGUAUAUGUAUAACAAAAACACACAACAGCCAUUGUCAUACAAGUUGGUAAGUCUUGUCACACAUUUGGGACCAUCACAGAAUUGCGGCCAUUACACAGCCAUUGGGCAAGCUCCAAACAGUAAUUACUAUCAAUUUGAUGACAGUUGUGUUCGGUCGCUACCGCUGUCUGCAGUGCUCGGCACUAAUGCCUAUAUUAUGUUCUUUGAAAAAGACAACUCUAUAGAAGACUUUAACGGACCUUCAACAUCAACUAAUUCCUUUUAUGGAAGCCAAGCAUCGGAUAAUAUUUUGAAUAGAGAAAAAAGUCCACUGAAAUUGACCUUUUACAAUAGAAAUGAUGAACGAAAACUCAUACCUACAAACAGUACAAACAAUAAUUCGAAACCUGAUGUCAAACCAAUAAUAUUAAAUUCGACACUUAGUCAAGCGACAGAUGCCAGCAGCUCAAACUCUGAGCCGUGGGUUGUCAAACAAAACGGUGAAGUGGAAAAGGUGACUGCUCCUAAGAUUCUCAAUGGAAUUGAAAAAACAAACUUCAAAGUUGAAGAUAAAAAAAUCUGUUUCAUCUUGAAGAAGCCAGAAGAUGUUCCCAAGUCGAAACUUGUGAAGACUGAGCCAGAGAGUGCAUUUAUUGGUCCGAAGCUGCCGGAGAAAGUUUUAAAUAAAUUUGUAAGGCAAAAGUCUCCGUUAGAGAAGUUAGAAGAGCAGAUGAAUAAAGGCAGUACAUCUGGUUAUGUUCAGAGAAAUGGCACCGGGUCAAAGUUAGUGCCGUACGAUUCAGAAUCAAGUAGUGAUGAAAGAAGUGAGAAGUUGAAUGAUGAGAAGAAAAAAGAUGAAAGAAAACCUAAACCUAGUAGAUGUCAGUCACCGCAGCACCUCAUAGUGACCACAAAAGGCAUGCAUCACGCUUGGACGGUGUCAAAUGAAAAUAGUGCUCCCUUACUCAGUCCCAGCCUCAACGGAGACACUAACAAAAAACUUAAAGACAAAGAAGACCGAGUGGGUGAAACACAAGAGAGUCCCAACACCAGUGUUAGCAGUAUGUCUCCUCUGAGCGAGCGAGAGCCUUCGCCCCCGCGACCUGCUCCGGCACCCGCUGCCCCUCAGCACUCGGGCUCUGCCCUCGAGACGGCCAGGCAUUUGCAAGGCCUUUCCCACAGGGGCUAUGGGGCACCCGUUUCUUCCUGGAAUGGCACUCAUAGUCAUUUAUCCAGACAGGUAUUCGAAGAAAGGCGUGACGAAAGAAAGCGGGCUCUCAACGCCUCGGACGAAAUGGAUUGCGGUCGUUCCAAAAAAGUGAAAAAGUUCCAUCAUUACAACCGUUUCCAUAACAGGCACGAUUAUAAUCCAUUCCAGGAUAAACAGAACAAGAUGCAGUGGGGUCACAACUUCAAAUACCGCAGUGAGCGACGGCCCGGACAACAAUACAACAAACAUCAUAACAAGUAUAAGAGAUUCAAUAGAUUCAGCAAUGGCGCCCAUUACAGACGCCAUUGACCCUGGUCGGUCAACAGUUUGACACUGUACAUAGUUGAAUGGACUUUAUGAGUAAGUUAAUUAAGUGCGAACUUACCGCUUGACAUAGUGAAAUUUAGUGACGUCAUAACUGCCUUGCGCAGCCUUAUUUUUUGUAAAAUACGCCGGAAAAGGUCUCAUAAGCGUACUUUACGCCUCAAUGUUUUGUUACGUUCUCAUAUUUGAGGGUGAUAAAGACAAACAAUUCGGUUUGAGGCCCAGAGUACGUUUAUACGCCUUAUUGUGAUUAAAUACGCCUCAUUAGUUAGUGGUUAAUGGUACAUCGUCAGAAGAUGCUCAUUUGUUGUCUUUGUGAGAGAGACAGCUAUAUUUUUAAGUGUUCGCUUGAGUACAAUAGACAAUUGAUAAUGGAUAGUGUUGAAAGAUUUAGUCUCUUUCCGGAAUUACUAGAGAGAAAGAGAUGGAUAUCCUUGGUCUAUCUUGCCUUUACUGUAUAAACGAGACAAAAAAAAAAUUGCAUGCAGAUUAUUGUGAUUAAAAGAAAAAUAGUAUUUAAUAACGCUUUAAAUAAUAAAAUGCAUAUAUAAUGAUCAUGUUAUGUAUUCCUUUUUCAUUUAAAGAGAACUGAUAUAAACGCGUUUAUUACAUUUACACUCGAAACCUCUAGUUAUGUAAUAAUUAGCCUAAAUCUUAUUUAAAUGUAUAGGUAACAUUUUGCUUAGUUCGUUUGAACAUAAAAGGCCAUUUCAAUUUAGUAAAAUAUUCCUUAACACAUAGUAUUAAAGGCGCCAUUACAAGCAUUUAGCAACACCUUGCUAGUUAUGGCAAUUCAAAAUAUAAUUAAAAAUUCGUUCAAGUUCAGCUUCGAAACACUAGUGAAUAUUUUUAUGAGUAAAUUAACCGCCACGUGCAAUUCUGUUUCUUUGCUUACUGACAGACAGACACAAAUUUAACUAUUAUGAUUAAUAUUUUAUACUUUUUGUUUAACGGAUGUUUAAUGUUUUUAAUGUUUUAAAGCUUCAGAGUUAUCGAGGCAUAUCUACCCUCAUAUGAUCGGAGGGUACUUGAAAAUAUUUUCCCGUAAAAUUUGGUUGAAAUAUAUAACUGUCAUUAAGUAAUUGAAUAAUUGGAUUAGUUGUGUUUUUGAAGUUUAUGUUAGGUAAAGUAAGUUCUGUCUUAGUUUUGUAUAGAAGUAGGUUAACUAAUAUUUUUUGUAAAUAGUUUCUGAAGUAUUUUCUUUUACUUGGAUUUUGUGAAUAAACAAUCCGCCAAACUUCGUUAUCGCUGUGAAUAUGUAAUAAUAAAAUGAAAAUGGUUUUCAUAACAAUUAGUUAAUUCAUAAACUAACUAAACUCAAAUAACUCAAUAAAUUUGAUCGAAUAAAAACAAUCUCGUAAACGAAAUCGAAAGGCUUCAAUGUGAUCAACUUGGCGAAAAAAUGUCUGGAGGGUGAUAAUGUAUAGUAAAAACAGAAUGGCUACGCUACGAAAUCUACGUAAUAUAAUGUUUCGUCAUAUAUAAGUUCAUUCUAAUUAAAGAAUUCACCACCUCUUAUUAGAAAAAAAUACAGAAAAGUCCAAAAAAAUUGUUUUUUUAUUAUUUUACUACACACCAGUUAUGAAGUUUGGCGAAGUGCUUAAUAACAAUUGUCAUUUUUUUUCAAAUUCAGAAUUGUCAAAUCUAAUAGAUUCUUUAUUCAAAUAAAGAGUUUACAACAAAAUGACAAUUUGCUAUUAGUUUAGAUUUGUUUUAUAUAUAAUCCAUGUAAAUGUCAUGUCAGAGCAUUUUUAUUUUUUGCAUUUUAAUUUAAGAAGACUUAAAACUGUUUUAAUGCCAGAAGCAUAUACCUUGUUGCGGCUUUCAAUCGUAAGAGUUAUAUACCCAGUGCAGAUAUGUUGGAGGCAAAAAAUUAUUCUCUUUACACUAAAGGGUUUAGUUUUCGUUUUCAAUAGAAUGACUAUGUUUUUGUAAGUGUGGAUUGAAUUGUAUAAGUAUUACAGUAUCAUGGGUUAUAAAAUGUAUAAUAGUUUAAUUUUUGACUUUUAAGUAUGGAUGUAUGUAUGUCCAUUAAAAUGCAUAAAGCAAUCUUACUACCUAA